Molecule: messenger RNA, 3073 nt
Organism: Dendroctonus ponderosae (mountain pine beetle)
Lineage: Eukaryota; Metazoa; Arthropoda; Insecta; Coleoptera; Curculionidae
Gene: sky
Product: GTPase-activating protein skywalker
Exons: 11
Coding region: 90-1898 (602 amino acids)
Source: RefSeq, a predicted model, not a curated record
UUGCUGACGUUGGCUGUUUCAGGUGACCUCACGAUGUUCCAAGACCUAACAUAGGCCAAUCGGCUUCCUCGCAGGCUGCGCCCGCCGCCAUGCUGAUCGCCGAAGGAGCGGCCGGGCCCGCCACCACGCCCGGUUCCCCCAACGGUUCGGUAACGGGCCCCGCCCCAUUCACCGCCCUAGUGGAUUCAACGGGCGUGGUCAGYGUUCCGCCCAGCCCGACGGCACGCCCAUUGCGCAUGUUGGCCGACGUGCGCGCCCUCUUGCAAUCCGGCAAGGUCCAGGAGGUGAAGCAACUGUUAAGGGCGAACGCGUGGCCUGCCAAUCAUCCGAUCAGAAAAGAAUUAUGGCCUUUGUUGUGCAAGCAACAUGGCAAGGCUGGCGGAGUGUCGGGCGAUGGAUUCUACUGGGACAUGGUGGUUCAGGUGUUUGGAUCGGCGGAACUGCCCGAGCGACCCGUCGGGUUGCCGCCUUUUGUCGAACCAUCCCGUUGCCACGCCUACCAUUUGACAAGAUCGGGGCGCGCGUGCGCCGAUCGCGUUAUCAGCGUACUGGGCUACGCAUGUCCGGAUAUCGUCUACAGUCCCGCCAUCUACCCGAUAUGCGCGCUACUGCUCCAUUAUGUAACUGAGGAAGAAGCCUACCACUGUAUGGCCAGCUUGGUUUCCUGCAAAGAAAAGACUUUUAUAACGCAAACGAAACUUCUUUACGAAGUCACGUGGAAGACUGUGAUGCAAAUAUGUAGGAAGCACGUGAAAGGCGCAGCCGUGCACCUGCAGCGCCACUGUAGCUCAGGACGCGCUGAGCGCGUCUACAUGGACUGGAUCUGGUGGAUCUUCCAGGGGCUUCCAUUUCAGCAUCUGGUGCGAAUCAUGGACUGCUACUUCCACGAGGGCGUUAAAGUACUCUAUAGGACUGCAAUGGCCAUUCUGCUGCUCUUCCACAAGCACUCGUCGGCCAACUCGUCCGAGUGGUCGGCCGAGAUUCAAAAAAAUGGCGUUGAUUUGGCUUUGAACAAGUUCUGUCGGGAAAUGCCCGUUACACCGCAAAAAGUAUUAAAGAUGGCUUUCGGAAUAAGAGGCCUCAGCUCGUCGUACAUCUCGCGAGUGUUUAUCAAGACUGAGAUGUUGCUGAAGAGCCGUCAAGUGAUGCACGGGUCCAAACAGCUGGUUCGAUCCAGAUCGAGCGAAAAUUUGCCAAACAGCCAGAGCCAGAACAACAUCCAGAUGGUCUCUCACACGUUGACCAUCAGAGAGAAAAUGUCGGAAGAAGUGUACAAUGACAUGGGAGCGCAUUCGCCGGAGCCGCGCACGCUCUCCAUGGGCGUCUACCCGAUCCAGAAUGUGGAUUCGCGCAUCCUCGACCCGCAGGAUCUUCUCACCCUUUGGUCAUGGCUGCCGGUGCGGAUCACCAUGUAUCAGCCCAUUCUUCUCUACACAACUGAAGAACACGGAUGUUCGCUCACCACUUUUUACGUCAGGGUUGAACAGCACGAGCCCACUCUUCUGAUGAUCAAAACUUGCAACAAUGAGGUGUUUGGAGCCUACUGUUCAUCGCGUUGGUGCGAGCGCAACCAAAAAGACGAUCGGGGCAACCGACAGGCCUACUUUGGCACUGGAGAAACGUUCCUUUUCUCCCUCUAUCCGGAAAGAGCGAAAUACCCCUGGAUUGGGGUGGAAGGCGAUCGCAAUGUGUCGCAUGGCGCCGAACUCUUUAUGGCGGCCGACAGCAAAAUGAUCACCAUAGGAGGCGGGGAGGGCCAGGCGAUCUGGAUGGACGAGAACAUUCGCUAUGGAAAAACCGAUCACUGUGCCACAUUCAACAAUCCGCCUCUGUGCCCAAGCGGGGACUUUGAGAUCCGGGUGUUGGAAGUUUACGGAUUUGCCACCGACAUGAAUUAGCCAACACUUCGAACAACGAACAAAGCGCUUUAGGUAAGGUUCUUCUUUGGCCAGAAUGGACGCAUCCUCUCCCAGUGCAUUCCUUUGACUCAAACCGAUUAAAACAAAAAAGAAAGCCGAAGAGACGCGACUGAAUGGCAUGCGGCAAGUCGGUUAGUCUAGUUUGGGAACAGUAUUAUGGAAUUGGUCUCACUCAAGCAAUCAAACAACUGUCGAAUUAGAUUUACGUUAUUUAUUUAUUUAGGAUAAAGGGCUGUUGGUUGCCGCAUGCCAUUCAAAUCAAAAAAAUUGACUGUAUUUAAAAAACGAACUUUUUAGCUGUUGCCUCCUAAGUGUCAUGUGAUUUCAUUAAAUGGUGUCUGGUUGAGGGGCUGCUCGAUUGGACGUUUUGGCUAAAUGUGCCAAUAAUCAAACAUCUAUCUAUCUAUCGAUGUAUCAAUCCAACGAACAUUCUCUCGACCUGUUUUUCUCUCUCCUAAGAUUUCCAACUGACAAGUACGAGAAUCUAGUCGUAUUAGCUUUGUAUUGUCUAGUUUUAAACCGUUUUACACUUAAAAUUGUGUAUAUUUCGAAAUGUAGUCGAUGUAAAUAUUAGUUACAUGUUUAAGGUAAAAGGGCAGUAACAAAUCUGGCUUGGCUGCACUGUUCUUUUUUGCAGUGUACAAAAACCAUCAAUUUGCGUUAUUUUACUUAAAAAAAAGUCAAAAAGAAACCUGCUGAGUAAAUCUUGUGGGAAUGAUUCCAGAUUCUGUCUAGAAAAAUGUCCAGGAUACGAAGCUAAACAAGUCCUAUAUAAAACACAUAUACGUUUCCUUUUUAAAGUAUUCUUUAUGCUGUUAAGUUUUAAAAAUUUUAUUACCCGUAUUACCUUAAUUUUAAGUGAAUGGUUGUGGAUGGACUCUGUAAAACUGUAAAAUUUUAGUUGGAAAUUAAGCCACGCGGGUUUCAAGUCAAUCAAAGCCCAAACAAACCCAUUAAUACUGGUUUAUGUUAAUCGAGCUUUAUUCGCCUGAGAAUGUUCUGUAAAUGUAAAGACGACAUCACCGUAGUGAAAAAUAUACAUACAUAAGUAGACUGUUAUAGUAUUUUUUGUUUAUAUAUGUAACAAAGGCUUCUAGCUGUAAUAUUUUAUUGUUUUUGUUGUUGUACGUAGAAUAAAAGUAUUAUAAACUGAA